This is a messenger RNA of Penicillium griseofulvum, 2346 nucleotides long. RefSeq lists its product as uncharacterized. The record is from RefSeq and is a predicted model, not a curated record. Gene Ontology annotation, biological process: intracellular protein transport; vesicle-mediated transport. Gene Ontology annotation, cellular component: plasma membrane; cytoplasm. NCBI's taxonomy places the organism in Eukaryota, Fungi, Ascomycota, Eurotiomycetes, Eurotiales, Aspergillaceae. The transcript has 12 exons. Gene Ontology annotation, molecular function: GTPase activity; GTP binding. The coding region runs from base 1 to 2346 and encodes 781 amino acids.
AUGUCUUAUACAACAGAUUCACACGAGUCAACUGCGCCUCAGGAUUACUACUCGAGUCUGGACGAUGAGGGCUCGCUAGCGGAAAAAUUCAAGAAUAUCGACGAUAAGACGCAGUUUGAAGCUGCUGUGCUCUGCCUAAAGGAUCCUCUGACUCAGAACUUUGUGCUUGAUUUCGGGAACGAAGACGCAUGGUGUGCAUCCAAUCUGGGUACUGAUGAGCUAAAAUUAUUGCUGAGCAAGCCGAGAGACAAGUGUUUCGGCACACGGUGGAUUAAUAUAUGGGCACCAGAGGAGCAAAAAGAAAGCAUAAGGGCGAUUACCAAACACUAUGGAGUGUCCGAACGACUCCAGGGGAUGAUGUGCACAGAGCCAGUGCAUCCUAGACCCGAACCUACACCUACACCAUUACCAACAAAAAGGUCUUCGCGAGCACCUAGUAUUGCGUCGUCGUUCGUACACGAAGUGGAUGACCCAGAGAGUGCCCUCAAGAAUCUUGAACCAGAUAAAUCCCACGAGUCGGCGUCAUUCGCGAACCUCACCUUUUCACAAGUCACAGAUCAGAUCUGGCACUUCUCAUCUGUAGAUCAUGGUCCUCGAUACACAUGUAUCGGCUAUAAUACGUUGUUUGUGAUUCCCACACUAUCACAGAUAAAUGGUCAAGAUCUCCCGGAUGGAAAACGGCUUUGGACCUGGCUGAUCCAGUGCGAUGAUGGUACAAUAAUCUCAAUCCAGGAGAACCCGUUCCCAAGACGAAAGGUAGUGCCGAAAGAGGAAGCCCAGCCGGUCCUCGACAUCGUGCGCAGGAACAUCCGCUUCAUUUUCGCUGGCGUUUCAAGACAGCACUUUGCUAUGUCCGAGAGCGAGUCGCUGAUCACCAUCCGGGUGCGACAUUUCAGUGACCUCGGACCGGACCAAGCCAAUAUCAAGCAGGAGGAUGGACCGAGUUUGCUCUUCUACUAUAUCUUCGAUGACUGGGUGUCAAGCUAUGGACUUAUCGCAAAGCGAGAACACAAAUAUGGUGUUGCUUUGGAGAAAUUGAGAGGGCAAAUGCUCGAUCGUCCGAUAGUGGAUUUGGUGAACGAGUUGCACUGGCUGGGUCGACGACUCGCAGUUCUCAAACGAUUGUAUCAGAGCUAUGAGCUUAUUAUGCGGCGACUCUUACAACGGCAACGGAUGCUCCGCGACGAAGCGCGUUCGGCCCAUCCGACCCCAAUGACGUAUGGAGCCACCUUUGGCGAUAUGGAAUUCACGGACAUGCGCCAGUCGAGUGUUAUAAGCAAUGCCGGUUAUCACAACACAACUGAGAAAUCGGUCGGGGUGCAGCUGAGCUCAACGGCUGUGGCGCGCUUCGAACGGUUGGCUGAUCGUAUCAAUUUGUACUGUUUGAGCGAGAUUGAGAACUGUCUCAAUGAGAAAGAGUCUUUGACAUUCCUGAAUUUCAACUUGAUUGCCCUCAAGGACUCGCAGGCCGUUGAAAAGCUAACUCGGAUCACUAUCCUGCUGGCCAAGGCAACCAUUUUGUUCUUGCCGGUUAGUUUGAUGAGUGCAUACUUUUCCACGGAACUCAUUGGCGUAAAGAAUGGAUAUACCAAGACGGACUAUUGGGUUAGUUUUGCUGUUAUCUUUGUUGCAUCCAUCUUGCUCUUGACCGUUUUCGGUUAUGCCAGCGAUACGAUGGAAGUCCACAACACGUUUUCCAACCCCUCCGCUUCUCCCCUUUCACCCACAUCCCUCGAUAUCUCUCUGACCUAUCCACGCCUCUUAGGAUCCGAGGGUUUUCUCGCUACCGACAAUAUGGGUAUCACUUUUUCACGGCUGUUUGACCGACUAUGGGGUCGCAAGGAGAUGCGCAUUCUGAUGGUCGGUCUUGAUGCCGCUGGUAAGACUACCAUCCUGUACAAGCUGAAGCUCGGUGAAAUCGUCACCACCAUUCCCACAAUUGGAUUCAACGUCGAGACGGUCGAAUACAAGAACAUUCAGUUCACCGUGUGGGAUGUCGGUGGUCAGGAUAAGAUUCGUCCUUUGUGGCGCCACUACUUCCAGAACACCCAGGGUAUCAUCUUCGUGGUUGACAGCAACGAUCGCGAUCGUAUUGUUGAGGCCCGUGAGGAGUUGCAGCGCAUGUUGAACGAGGACGAACUCCGUGAUGCUAUGCUCUUGGUGUUCGCCAACAAGCAGGAUCUGCCCAACGCCAUGAGCCCCGCCGAGAUCACGCAGCAGCUUGGUCUUCAGAGCCUUACCCGUCGUGCUUGGUUCAUCCAAUCUACCUGCGCCACUACCGGUGACGGUCUGUACGAGGGUCUGGAGUGGCUCGCCGAUGCGCUCCGGAAAACCAACCGCGAUUAA